AUGAAGCUUGCUGUUCUCGGCCGUGAGCAGCUUGACGAGCUGGAAUCUUGGGUUACCGAACUCUUCUCAGAUGUCCCCAACCAGAACCUGCCCAAGUUGCGCUGGGAUGAUAUACCCGCCAUGACAGAGGCCGAACUGGGCACUCAAAUCUUUGUCAAGCCCGUCAUGGACAUGCGCCUGCUCGAUAUGCACUUCGUUUACGCCGACGAGGAAGACCUGUGGGAGUCGCAGCCCGCCAAGUAUCUCAGCCACCUCAUCGGUCACGAAGGCCCUGGAUCCAUUCUCGCAUACAUCAAGGCAAAGGGCUGGGCCAACGGUCUCGGUGCUGGACCCAUGAACAUCUGCCCUGGUACUUCGCACUUCUCAAUCUCCAUUCGACUGACCGAAGACGGCCUCAAAAACUACCAAGAAGUUGUCAAGGCUGUCUUCCAAUAUCUCGCCAUGGUCAAGGAACACCCACCACAGGAAUGGAUCGUUGAUGAGAUGGCCAAGCUUGCAGAGGUUGACUUCCGUUUCCGCCAGAAGAUCCCUGCCAGUCGCACUGUUAGCGCUCUGAGUGGUGUCAUGCAAAAGUCUUUCCCUCGUGACAAGUUGCUCAGCGCCCAAUCUCUGAUUUGGAAAUUCGACUCUGAUGCUAUCCAGCGCGGUCUUGAUUACCUCCGUCCUGACAACUUCCGCAUCACCCUCGUCUCUCAAGAAUACCCUGGUAACUGGGAUAAGAAGGAGCAGUGGUACGGUACCGAAUACAAGUACGAGAAGAUGCCCCAAGAGUUCAUGAAGGAGUUGGAGGCUGCCAGCAAAGCCACUUCGUCCCACCGUCCAUCUGAGUUGCAUAUGCCUGCCAAGAACGAGUUUGUGCCAUCUCGUCUUGAUGUCGAGGUCAAGGAGGUUGAAAAGCCUGCUGUUGCGCCAAAGCUGAUUCGCAACGAUGUGAAUGUUCGUACAUGGUGGAAGAAGGACGAUCAAUUCUGGGCACCCAAGGCAAACAUCAAGGUUUUCUUCAGGUCGCCCCUGGUCAGCAUGUCUGCUCUCACUGCCGUCACUACUCAACUUUACAAGGAUUUGGUCGAAGACUCCUUGACAGAAUACUCCUACGACGCAGAGCUUGCCGGCCUCGAGUAUGACCUUCAAAAUCACGCUCAAGGCUUUGACGUGACUGUCAGUGGAUACAACGACAAGAUGGCGGUUCUUCUCGAGAAGGUCUUGAUUGCUAUGCGCGAUCUCGAGAUCAAGAACGACCGCUUCGAUAUCAUCAAAGAUCGCACUCUUCGAGGCUGGCGCAACUUUGGAUAUCAACAGCCAUUCCAUCAGAUCAGCACCUACAGCAGGUGGCUGGUAGCCGAGAAAGGUUUCAUCGUUGAUCAACUGCUGGAGGAGCUUGACCAAGUUACUGCUGACGAUGUCCGCAACUUCUUCCCUCAAAUUCUGAAUCAGAUGCACAUCGAAGUUCUUGCACACGGCAAUCUUUACCGUGAAGAUGCACUCAAGAUGACCGAUUUGGUUGAAUCUACGCUCAAGCCCAAGACCCUUCCCGCUGGUCAAUGGCCUCUUCGCCGCUCCAUCGUUCCUCCACAAGGCAGCAACUUCGUCUACGAGCGCACACUUAAGGAUCCGCAAAACGUCAACCACUGCAUUGACUACCAACUGUUCACCGGUCUCUUGACUGAUCGCGCAAACCGUGCCAAGCUUCUUCUGUUUGCUCAAAUGUCAGACGAGGGCUGCUUUGACACUCUUCGAUCGAAAGAGCAGCUGGGCUAUGUUGUGCAAUCCAUGCCGCUGAUGCUCACUGCCAUCUCUGGUUGGCGUGUGUUGAUUCAGUCUGAGAGGUCGCCCGAAUACCUCGAGAAGCGCAUUGACGUCUUCUUGAAUACCUUUGGUGACAACCUCAAGAACAAGAUGAAGGAUGAGGAGUUCGAGUCACAUAAGACAGCUCUGAUCAACAAGCGCUUGGAGAAGAUGAAGAACCUCAACCAGGAGAGCGGUCGUUUCUGGCACCACGUUACCAGCGAGGCCUUUGACUUCGAGCUCGGUAAGUCAUGCUAUCUACAUACCUCUGAACACAUUUACUGA
Molecule: messenger RNA, 2070 nt
Organism: Aureobasidium musti
Lineage: Eukaryota; Fungi; Ascomycota; Dothideomycetes; Dothideales; Saccotheciaceae
Source: the annotation of a GenBank genome assembly